This is a messenger RNA of Exophiala aquamarina CBS 119918, 1908 nucleotides long. RefSeq lists its product as uncharacterized. Gene Ontology annotation, molecular function: RNA helicase activity; ATP binding; nucleic acid binding. Bases 1 to 1908 code for a protein of 635 amino acids. The transcript has a single exon. Lineage: Eukaryota; Fungi; Ascomycota; Eurotiomycetes; Chaetothyriales; Herpotrichiellaceae. Gene Ontology annotation, cellular component: nucleolus. The record is from RefSeq and is a predicted model, not a curated record.
AUGGCUCCCGACAGAGGUAGGAGCAGAUCUAAAAACACGGCCUCAAGAGCAUGGGAUUCUCUCAACCCCCCCCUCUCGAAAUGGGUCCUUGACGCUGCGUCGUCCAUGAAUUUCUCCCGAAUGACACCUGUACAAGCCUCAACCAUUCCUCUUUUUAUGGCGCAUAAGGAUGUUGUGGUGGAAGCGGUUACCGGGAGUGGAAAGACGCUGGCAUUCCUCAUUCCUGUCGUGGAACGGCUACUACAUUUGGACGAGCCCAUCAAGAAGCAUCAUGUUGGUGCCAUCAUAAUAUCUCCUACAAGAGAAUUGGCUUCUCAGAUCCACAAUGUGCUUGUGUCAUUAAUCGACUUUCAUGGCCCAUCCGCUGCUGUUCGGAGAUCUUCAUUGGGCACUGAGAAUGCUGUCACCAACGAAGAGACGGAGGCCGAGACAUUCUCAGCAUCUACACCGAAGAUAGUGCCGCAAUUACUCUUGGGCGGUGCAACAACGCCCGCACAAGACUUAAGUACAUUCCUCAAGAUAUCACCAAAUUUACUGGUGUCAACACCGGGGCGCUUACUUGAGAUACUAUCUUCUCCAUAUGUUCAUUGUCCGCAGUCUUCGUUUGAGGUCCUCGUCCUUGAUGAAGCUGACCGGCUACUCGAUCUUGGUUUCAAGGAUGACCUGACCAAGAUACUCAAGCUGCUCCCAAAACAACGCCGAACCGGUUUAUUCAGUGCAAGUGUAAGCGAAGCGGUCGACCAAAUCAUUCGGGUGGGUUUACGGAAUCCAGUUAGAAUUGCUGUCAAGGUCAAGGGCGUAAAUGGAGUGGAGGAUAAACGGACUCCCGCAAGCCUGAAGAUGACAUAUGCCCUCGCCCCAGCUUCGCAGAAGCUGCCAGCGCUUGCAAAUCUAUUGUCAAGACUCGAGCCUUCCCCCUUACGCACGAUUGUGUAUUUAUCAACUUGCGCUGCAGUUGACUAUUUUCAAGCCUUGCUUCCUUCCAUCCUUCCAGCAGAUACAAUUCUUGUCCCAUUGCAUGGAAAGCAUCCGACCAAUGUGCGACAAAAAAAUUUCGUCCGUUUUACCAACUCUACUUCUCCGGCGGUGCUGUUGACCACUGAUGUUGCAGCGAGAGGUCUAGACAUCCCCUCUGUUGAUCUAGUGGUACAAAUCGACCCUCCUUCGGAUCCUAAAGCAUUUUUACAUCGUUGUGGACGAGCUGGUCGAGCAGGACGGAAAGGAUUAAGUGUUGUCUUUUUGAUCCCGGGCAGAGAGGAAGAAUACAUAUCUUUCCUAAGUGUUCGACAAACUCCGAUCGAGCCGCUCACAGAACCUGACAUAUCAGCUUCGCCAGAAAGCAGCCUUUCAAUUGAGGAGAGCUUUCGCAAACUCGUUCUUCAAGAUAGAAAUAUCCACGAUAAGGGUCAAAAGGCUUUUGUCAGUUGGGUGAGAAGCUAUUCCAAGCAUCAAGCGUCUUCUAUCUUUCGGUUGACUGAUAUUGAUUGGAAUGAUCAUGCGGCGGCAUGGGCUCUUUUGAGAAUGCCUAAGAUGCCAGAACUCCGAAAUUGGGACAGAAGCAAGUACACGGCUCCUGAGGUCAACUGGGAUUCUUAUGCAUACAAAGAUAAACAACACGAGAAGCAAAGGCGGGCGGCUUUAGAAGAGAACAAACAACAAAUGAAGGAGGAUCCACAGAAAUCUCACAAGAAACGAGGAACAACGUUGGCUUGGUCGGAGAAACUUGAACACAAAGCAAGCAGGGAGGUCAAACGCUCUAAGAGGAAUGCUCGAAGGGACCAUGAAAGAAUUUCAAAAAUGACCGACGCUGAGAAGGAGCACGAGGCCGAAACAGCAAAAAUGGUGCAGCAGAUCCAGCAGCAGCAACGCCAAAGCAAAAAUGACGUCGUUUUUGAAGGAUUUGCCUGA